This is a messenger RNA of Mytilus trossulus (common blue mussel), 1068 nucleotides long. Its product is annotated as fibrinogen-like protein 1. The coding region runs from base 1 to 1068 and encodes 355 amino acids. NCBI's taxonomy places the organism in Eukaryota, Metazoa, Mollusca, Bivalvia, Mytilida, Mytilidae. The transcript is spliced from 3 exons. The record is from RefSeq and is a predicted model, not a curated record.
AUGGUAACAACUUUACUUUUCCUGUGUAGUUUUGUCGGUGUUGUUUUAGCUGAGGAAAUUACCAUUACAAUAUUCAACUUCGCAACUAUUAAUAGGGUUGUAAAACUUAGCAGUACGUUUUUACUUCUAAACACAGAUUCUAAGAUUCAAUGUGCUCAGAAAUGUGCUACUAACAGUAAGUGUUGGAGCGUGAGUUAUAGUUCUAACGGAGAAUGUAGACUUUGUGACAGAGGAUGGAAUCCACUUUGUACCAUUUGUGAAGAGGAAAUCGGCGCAGUUUUAUACUCUAAGGAUGAUGAAGGUACCUGUAUAAAUGGUGGGCGGUUAGAUCAGCACAAUACAUGUAUAUGUCUAGAUGGUUAUGCUGGUACCAACUGUGAAACGUUAAUUUCAGAUUGCACCAAUGGGAAGACGUUUUCAUAUUAUGACGGAAAUGAUGGUAUACUUUAUAUAAAACCCUCAGCCUCUCCUACACCCAUCCCCGUGUACUGUUCCCUAACACAACACAGGGCAAGAACAUACAUUCAGCGCCAUUACAACCCUGGUUUUGGAUUUAAUGAAACCUGGGAUAACUACAGGGAUGGCUUUGGAGAUAUGUUUACUACAGCCAAAGAUUUCUGGCUGGGAAAUGUUCAUACACAUUACAUCACAAGCAAUGGGUUUUAUACACUUGUGUUUGAAAUGGGAAACCAAGAUAAUAGUCAAGUUUAUCAACAGGAAUAUGAAGGGUUUGUACUCAAUGACGAGGCAUCACAAUUCUCUUUUGGACUUGAUUCUGAUUCUACAACUACACUAUCUGGUCUACCUACAUUAGGAAACUGUCUGUCAUACGUUGAAAGUGGCAUAUUUUCUACAUAUGACAAGGACAAUUCUCUACAAUGCGCACAAAAACAUGGCAGUGGAUGGUGGUUUGGGUACGCAGGAAAUUGUGGCUACUGCAAUCCAAAUGGCGUACUUAUUCAGUCAACAAAUGGCCAACGGAUUGGUGUGGAUUAUGAAGUAUUCUGGGAGGAGACUAUGGAAGAGUGGUCUCCAUGGUAUGUUGAAAUGUGGUUAGAAUUGAGAUGA